GUCUACUUAGUGUGGCUGCGGCAGACGUCGAACCGGGACGGGGUACCUCCACUACACAAAGUUUUUAAUCUUUUUAAGUCUGAAACUGGUAAUUAACAUUGUAUACUUUGUUUACAUAAUAUAUUUGGCUGUUACAUCGUAGUGUUAAAAUAUGAAAGUGAUUACCAUGAGUACCACGUAAUAAAAAAUAAACAGCGGUCUUAACAUUUAGCUAACGCUAAUAAUAAGGUCGAGAGGAAUUUGGGAUUUAGGUAGGCCUCUGUCAUGUAGCAUACGAUAAACUAACCCAUAAAUACACGAAUACAAUUAGUCAAGCGUUGAGAAUAUAACAUUAACUUUACAGCUAACAUAAGGCUGCCGUAUGUUAUACGUUGGUCCGUACUAAGCCAGUGUAACUGAAAGUCUCUAUUGUUUAAGUAACCUAACAUUAUUCCGAUGCUUGCCGAUCUCAGGAACGUUACAGUAACGUUAGGGGUUUUCCAUCACUGCUGGGAAUCGCUCGUAGUUCCUUCCAGCUAGCAUUAGGCUGUUUUCUAUUAUUCAACAAUAGCCAACGUCAUGUGAUUGUUUUCUUUACUGUGUUAGUUUGAAGUAUUAAGCUUUGGCCAUGGAUAUCUCGAACCAACAAUGAAGGUGACCUGUAACGCAUGUUAUAUUUGCCAAGAAGCGUGCUUUCUGUCUGAUAUUUUGCCCGUUGACGAAUAAUGUCGUUGUGGCCUCAGGAUAAGCAUUUGUUUUACUUGUAAUAAGAGCACUUACUUUGAAAUAACGGGAUAAAAAUAGUGAUGAACAAAUUAACUAUUUUGUGACUUCAGAGUGCAUUUUUUCCUGUUCCUUAAGAUGGAAGCCGGAGUUGUUAUUCAGGCUCAUCACCGGUGUGGUACUAAGGCCUCCAUGUCCAGAGUAACGUUUAUACUCCCGAAAAUUGCUAAUGUACUAGUUUGUUAUUCUAGUUUAGAUACUUGAAUUAUAUCAACAUGUAGUGCAGUUUGUCCACUCACAUUUCCAAAUUCCAGUUUGCUCUUGAGUCAUUAUUGUGAGCGUAUUUGUCUCAUGAUGCUGUACCUCUGUGUGGAAAUGUCAAACUGUCUCCUUUGUAUUUGUGCACAAAUGUCUGUCUCUUAAUAACACCUUUUCAGUUCCUGGGGCAGUGUUUUUGAUUGAUUUGUAGGUUUAAAACCAUCCUCUUGGCCCUUUUGUGGGAGUCGCUGGAUAUGGAUAGCUUUUGCCCCCCCCCCCUGAGAAUACAUUGGCAGAAGAUUUUUUUCUCUCUUCAGCAUUGGUAAUCAACAGCUGAAAAUCUGUAGAAGCUUGAAUAUCCUGCCCAUUUUUUUCCCUACUGCCAUCACCCAAAUGUCACCAUGUGUGCAAAAUGCCUCCAAGCCCAAGAAGAAGCUGAGGAUUUUUUUUCCGCACCCAUCAUCACACGUUUGUCCCCUUUUUCCCUCAUCAAUUUAAGCGUUUUUGGAUUAAUUUUUUUUCUGGCCGUUUAUGUACCCCUAUUUCUUUCAUUGGUUUCACCAAUUAAUAAAAAAAAAAAAAAAAUCCCCAAAGGACUCUAUUGCAUCCAGCAUCAGUAAUGUUUAGCUGUCUGGCGGAGAUAAAGAUGUCUCAGAGAGUCUCAGAAAAGGGAUGUCGUAGGAAGACAAGUGUCUCUGGGCGACCCAUCCCCCCUUUCCUCUUAUCUCACGGAUCAAGUGUUCCUUCAGGACUCCAUACCACCACGGAGACAACCUACCAGCAGUGCACUCAAGAGGGGGACAACUUGUCAGCCACCUCAGGGAGAGUCCUAUUGGCCCUGAAGAGAACCAGCUGCUGGGUUUAAAGGUCGUAACCUCAUCACCUCCGUCACUCAAGACGCAUACCAGCAUUACUAUGACCAACCAUGGAGAUGACUGCUACUUCUUUUACUACUCCACCUGCACUAAGGGAGACAGCUGCCCAUUCAGACACUGUGAGGCCGCUAUGGGCAACGAGACCGUCUGCAACCUCUGGCAGGAGGGACGCUGCUUCCGUACCGUCUGCAAGUUUCGCCACAUGGAGAUCACAAAAAACCGAAAGGAGAUUCCUUGUUAUUGGGAGAACCAGCCAGCCGGUUGCCAGAAGUCUCACUGUGCCUUCUUCCAUGAAAGGCCCCGCUACAUUGAUGGCAUGUUUGUCCCACCUGAUAAAAGUCUAAGCAAGAACGAGGAACAGCCUCAUGAGGAACCAGCUGCCCCGCCAGCUGCCCCUCUCCCCACUGCAACCAAUCCCCAGCUCAGAGGCGUCAUCAAGACAGAAACUCAGGAGGCAGUACCGAGCCCCACCCACCCACCAGUGGUGAUUAAUCCAGCAGAUGAUGACGAGGAUGAAGAUGACCAGUUCUCAGAGGAGGGAGAGGAUGGAAAGGUUGGCCCUUCACCUAGAAAACUACCCAAAUCAGAUGACUCACUGAACUUUGGAGUGAGCACCCUGGAGGAGAUCCGGCUGAGGAAGGCCCUGAAGGCUAGCAUGAAGAGAGCCGGUUAUCCCAUCCAGAGUGCUGAUACCUUGGCCAACGGAGAGAAAGAUUACACCACGUCAUUUUUUCGACCAGACCCCUACGAGGCGAGAGAUGGCCCACUUGCCUUUGAAAAAACUGGGAGAUCAAGAGGCAGUGUGACUGAAAGGCUUGGAAGAAAGAUGCCCAACACCGAUGGAAAUGGUGGGAAAGGUAUCACACUUAAAAGGAGUCUGGCUGAGCGCCUGGGCAGAGUUGUGGAUGAGGAAGAGCCAAUAAUACCCACUCAGAAAGCUCUGAAGCCUAUCAAGGAAAGACUUGGAUUGCCUGCUGGGUCUGUUGUAUCCGCUCAGCCAGAGACAAACACGGAGUCAAAGAAAGCUCCUGAAGAGAUCCGCAUCAAAACUCUGGAGGAAAUCAGACAGGAGAAGUUAGCAAAGUCUCAGAGACGGACAAAUGGGCCUUCAGUCGUGGCUCCAGAAUGCAACGUAACCAAAACCAUUACUACUGAAACCACCAAGGGGGUCAAGCGAGCUAUUACCAUCAAAGAUGACUCCAUUAGCCACGUGAAAACGUUCUCUGAGAUUCUUCGCGCCAAGAAGAAAAGGCAGGAGGAGGAGCAGAAGCAGAACCCCAGCCCUAAGAAGACUGAAGAGAAAGCUCCAGGCAAGAGCCAGGGGGAGUCUGACGCAGCUGAGCCUCGGCCUGAGGCUGCAAAUGUGGGGGGGGUUAAAGUAAAGACCCUGGAGGAGAUCCGCAGGGAGAAGGCAGCCAGGAUUCAGGCUCAACAGGCCCUGGAGGCAGAAAACAGGAAGACCUGUGAUACUGAGGAGAACAGUGCAAAGAAGCCUCGCCUACUGUGCAUCAAGAAACUGGCUACCCAAAACAGCAUCACAACGGAGAAGAGUGCUAAAGUGAUGCAGACGCCACUGAUGACUCAUCCUGCUGUUUCUGAGGCCAGUGCAGCCAACGGUAACAAUGUCAAGGUCAAGACCUUCGAGGAGAUCAUGCGUGAGAAACGCCUUCGCAAGCAGGAAAUAGAAGAGCAGGCUGAAGCAGAGCCUUCUCAGAAACCGACCGCAGAAGGAACUGUGAAGAGGAAGGCUCCUGCUAAAAUCAGUCUUGCAUCUCCAGGCUCUUCAUCACCUUCCUCCAUCACUCUGACCCCUGAAACUACCCUCUCCACCCAAAAGCUCCCUGUUCGUAAAAUGAUCCCCCUCAGAUCUAAGGCUGCCGCACCUCUGAACAGCACUACUACUGCUGGUACAAGAGGUGCUGCCGUCCCCUCAGUCCCUGUGAAGCAGAACUCUUCUCCACUGGAGGCUGAACCCUGCUCACAGAGCCCCAGCAGCUCCAGGGAGGUCCCAGACAAGGACACAAGGAACUCCACCACACUCUCACCAGCCAAGCAGGCCAGAGCAGCUCCUCAGGCUACUGCUAUGGCUGCUAAAACACUGAACAAUAAUCAGAAGAAAUCCCCAGAACACACUAAAGAUGCCAAAGUGAGGCCCAAACUGAAUGUGAAGCCGUCCGUCAUGAAGCCUGCAGUGCAGGUGAAGCCAGCCCAGAAGAGGAGGGGAGCAGAGCGAUCUGCUGUUGCUGCUGUUAAACCUCUGAACAGCGCCUCCGCAGUGCUGGAGGAGCCCCAGCAGGAGACAACAUGCAGGGAAAGACAGGAGGUUUUCCCGUCUUCCAGUGCAGAUGCUCAGCUGAGCGCUGCUGUUCCCCACAGUCCCACCACUCUCAUUGACUCCUGCUCCAGCCCACUGAGAGAGGAGCUCCAGACAGUCCCUGUCUUCAAACAGAGUCUCAGCCAAGAAACCAAGCCCACUGUCAGUGUUGCUGCUGCCAGAGAGGCCUGCACGGUCCCCCAAAGCCCAGUCGUCAAGACUCCCACUCAGCCCAAGUCACGGAGACUGAGCGUAGCUGCGUCCCGCAUUGCCUCCGCAUCCAGCACUGCUGCCUCCACCUCUGCUGAUGAUGACGACUUUGAGGAGUUGAUCAAUGAGUUCACCGAAGACCAUCUGGAAGAAGACGUGGACCCUGGCAUUGGAGAGGAGGACCUGUUGCAGGAACUUUCAGAGAUGAUUGACAGCUGAGGGCCCCAUCGAGCACAAUCGCCACCCACGACUUUGUUUUGUGACUGUAUUUAAAAGAAGUGAAGACCAUCACACACUAUCUACUAUGGAGUGUUUUAAAACAUUUUGUUUUCUUCAAAGUUCAACAUAUAUUAAGCUCCGUGUUCAUAUUUGUUGUUCUUUACAUCUUAGACAUUUUCUCUCCUUUUUCAUUUCCUGCCAUAUGAUCAUCUGAUGGCCCAAUUUUAAUUCUGCAGGGCUUACUUUUUUUGUCAUGUCUGUUCAUGAUCAUUGUAAAACCUUCCUGGUCCUGAAAAGAGAGAAUGAAAAAAGCUCUGGUGCAGGGAGGUGGUGUGAAGAACAUCUUAGUAUGUCAGGAAUUCCUAGAAGAUAAAUGUUGUGAAUGACAAACGUGUCAUUUUAGAGAGAAAUCAUAUCUGUAUACUGUGUAUGCGAAGGGAAGAGCAAGCUGAAUAUAGAAAUAAUGAAUACUGCUGCACUUACAGUAGCCUGCCCCCAACUACUUGUUUUAUUUUAUAUCUGAGCAGACUAAACUGUUGUCCAGCUAUUUCCCAGAUUAUGACAGUGAAAUCUAUCAGUUAUACUUAAAAGAUGACCUUGUCAACAGCCUGAGAGAAAGUUACGAUUACAUUUCUAAAUUCCAUCAGUUGUUACUGGUAGUACUGAUCGUUUUAUCCGUCAGGUAUAUGUGGUUUAUAGAUUUUCCACACAGAUCUUGUGGAGUGCACCUUCAACCUGUGCUCGUCCUUUAGUGUUUUUUAUAAUGUUGGACUGAACUGUGUGCAUUUUUUAACCAGUUCUUUUAUUUAGUGGACAUACUUUGAAACAACUAGUCUGGGUUAAGUGCUCUCUUGUCUUUGUUGAUGAACACCUCAGGGACUGUUUCUGAUGUUUCUAUGAUUGACAAACACUGUGUUUCAACUCAACAAUGCUGUCUUUAGUUUUUCUCUUAUCCGUUAGCAUUGGUCAUCAGUGUUGUCUGAGAAAAGAUCAACUUAUUUGGUCUUAAAUGUGUUUGCUCUGCCCUUUCCCACAAAGCUGCUUUUCAAAGUGACUUGUACAAUUACUAUGUAAAUAAAAAAUGCUUUUAAUGACAA
Micropterus dolomieu (smallmouth bass) is the source of this 5675-nucleotide messenger RNA. It is a transcript of the gene zc3h11a, whose product is annotated as zinc finger CCCH-type containing 11A. The record is from RefSeq and is a predicted model, not a curated record. Bases 1876 to 4578 code for a protein of 900 amino acids. NCBI's taxonomy places the organism in Eukaryota, Metazoa, Chordata, Actinopteri, Centrarchiformes, Centrarchidae. The transcript has 16 exons. Gene Ontology annotation, molecular function: metal ion binding.